AGUAAUUACUGACUACUCGGUGCUCGAUCAGUCCAAGCAAUCAGAGAUAAGGAUGGUGUAAGCUGCCAACAUCAAACCGGACCAGCAACAAGUAGUGCGAACGGUCGUGCAUCUGCCACCUCUCCUACUCUCUCGUUGUCACACAGACUCGAUAAACUCUCCCCAGCUCUUUGUCUUGCUCAGACUUGUCAGGGUAUCCUAUCUAGCAGCAGCCGAGAGCUCACGACACAUGCAAUACACGGUCGUUCAUGCACUAGGUCCGUAGACGGCAGCUUUCUCAGCUCCCAAUCUCGCAUCGCCAACGGGUAGACCACUUGGCUGCCUUUGCUUUUUCUUCUUUUCUUUUCUUUUCUUUCCUUUCCUUCCAUUAAUGUUCCACGGUCCACGUUCCACACUACAAUGGCGUUUGGGAUUGCGUUGGCGUGUUCAUGUCUUGAUCUUUCCUCUGUCAACCCUCUCAAUGCAGAUAAUGUGCGUACAAUGCAAUCGCAGCCGGCACAGACUGCUUGGAAAGCUACGCAAUGUGGCAGAAAUGUGUCGCUAUCAACUUUCAAUAACCAACCACCUUUGGUGGAGAAAGACUGACGUGCAGGUUGAUGCCUGCCGCCUGGAAAAUAGCAGGGCCCCACGAAAUGUCCGAAUCAGUACCUAACAAGACCGUGACCUUGACCGUGACCGUGAGCACUCAGGUCACUCGUCCCGGCGGUAUUGACCCGAGCCGGCGGCUCGAGAACCGGGAGGCGGCAGGGAACAGCGCUUGCGAGGGACAAAAGAAUGGGCAGGGGAACGUUAGAGUCGUUUCGAGGAACAAAGAGAAUGCUGAGGUUCCUGGAGGCUGAAAGAGGAGGCGUGUUCCGGGCUCAUGGAAAAGAGAGUGUCAAAAGACGGUGAAGGGAUCAGUGGUGGUGUUGGGGUGAGCGGGAGCUAGCCGCACCUGGAGGUACCUUGGAUACCUAC
Colletotrichum acutatum is the source of this 957-nucleotide messenger RNA. RefSeq lists its product as uncharacterized. The coding region runs from base 371 to 652 and encodes 93 amino acids. The transcript is spliced from 2 exons. Lineage: Eukaryota; Fungi; Ascomycota; Sordariomycetes; Glomerellales; Glomerellaceae. The record is from RefSeq and is a predicted model, not a curated record.